This is a messenger RNA of Symbiodinium sp. CCMP2592, 453 nucleotides long. The record is from the annotation of a GenBank genome assembly. NCBI's taxonomy places the organism in Eukaryota, Dinophyceae, Suessiales, Symbiodiniaceae.
AUGUGGGGCUAUGGCAAGGAUGGUCAGCUCGGCCAUGGCGAAACCAAGGAUGUACACAUGCCUCGGGCUCUUCGAUCUUUGCAGUCGAAAGUCAUCCGCAGCGUCUCCUGCGGGGAGCAUCAUGUGGGGGCUGUCUCGGAAGGAGGGGCGCUCUUCACCUGGGGUCGAGGCCAAAACGGUCGCCUUGGACACGGCUCCACAGACAACGAGCUGCUUCCGAAGGCCGUGGAGUUGUUGAGCGGUCAUGCCGUUGCAUCCGUGGCCUGCGGCGAAUUCCACACGGCAUGCGUUCUCCAAUCUGCCCCGCACGUCUACACCUGGGGCCUCGGCCUCUCUGGCCGCUUGGGCCACGGCGACGAAGCCGACAGGUACUCGCCAACCUUCGUGGAAGCCUUUACCGGGAUGCAGGUUGGCACGGAAAGAUUGUUUUUCUGGUUGUUUGGAUCCGCCUAG